This is a messenger RNA of Drosophila montana, 285 nucleotides long. RefSeq names its product Daisho1 (gene Dso1). The coding region runs from base 85 to 213 and encodes 42 amino acids. The record is from RefSeq and is a predicted model, not a curated record. NCBI's taxonomy places the organism in Eukaryota, Metazoa, Arthropoda, Insecta, Diptera, Drosophilidae. The transcript has 2 exons.
CCUGAGGCUGCUAUAAAAGAUCGACUGGGCUCUCAGUUGGGAUCAGUAUCAAUUAUACAAAGCACACACAAACAAUCAAUCAAUAUGAAGAUCUUCCAAGCUGCUGCCCUUCUGCUGGCCAUGAUCGCCGCCCUCGCCAGCGCUGAGCCCGUGCCCAAACCUGGCACUGUGCUGGUUCAGACCGACAAUACGCAAUACAUUCGCACGGGUUAAGUUUUGAAAAUUAAUAUCUGCAUCGCUUUUAAAAUAAACGGAAAUGUUGAACUAACAAAAACAAAACUAAAA